This is a messenger RNA of Adineta steineri, 1782 nucleotides long. NCBI's taxonomy places the organism in Eukaryota, Metazoa, Rotifera, Eurotatoria, Adinetida, Adinetidae. The record is from the annotation of a GenBank genome assembly.
AUGCCUUCCCGUGCAGUUAUUCUAUCGGUUCUCAUAGUUAUGGUCGCAUUAUGUAUUGAUGUAUCGCAAUCAGCUAAGAUUGGCCUUUAUGCAGAUCCAAAGCACACGGGACCUAUUCUCGCAUAAUUGACAAUGUCUGUUAAUCAAUCGAUGCAAAUGUUAACAGUUGUUUGGAAUGACAAACGUUUUAUGGCAUCAAAAUCUGCACGUAAUGCAGCUCGUCGAAGUGUUUUUCGAGCAACAACUAUUAUGCUUAACUCUGAAUUAAAAACACUUGAAAGUCAAAAUAAUGAAAUUCAUCAUGAAACAAAUCGAUGUCGUACGGAUUUACAAAAAUAUGAUGAUAAAAUACAAAUACUUGAUAAUAUGGCUCAUUUAGCAACUCAAUCACUUGAAGUUUAUUUUCAAGCACGUAUGGAAAAUUUACGUACAUUUGUUACCGAACAAUGUCGAAUUAUAUCAGAUGGUAUACAAGAAGAAGCAGAUCAUUGGAAAGAAAUUCAUGCUAUGUUACAACAAAAAUUAGUUGUGCCAGGUGAUUUACGUUCCUAUGGUGGAGGUAAUGGAUUACCACGUGCUGUUAAACAAAGUCCGAAUUUUAGUCGAAUUGCCGAAGUAGAAGAAGAAGAAGAAGAAAAUGAGGAAGUAGAAAAGAUACAUAAUGUAUCUACUUUAUUGCAAUCACGAACAUUGACACCAUUAAUUACUCAAUCAUUAAAGAAAGUUCGUUUAUUGGCAUCAAAAUUAUCUAAAGAUACAUCAGUCGUUAUUCCGCCUCAAUUGGAUAUGUCAACAACUGUUCAUGAAGAAACAGUAAUUGAAGAACCAGCACAACCAACUUCAAUUAUACCUGAAACUCAUGUUACAUUACGUGAUGUAUCUGUUAUUGAAAAAGAAACUGAAAUGAAUCAUGAUAUACCUAAUCCUGAUUUAUCUGUUUCACUUUUACCUUAUAUGCCAACAGCAAAUCUUGAAGAUGAAGAUGAAGAUGAAGAACAAGACCAUGAGCAACAAAAUAAUAAAUCGAUAGCAUCAACUAUUUCGGAUAAAACAUUUGUUAAAACUUCUCUUAAACCAUUUUCAUCUGACGAAGAAAGUGAUGAUGACGAAGAUGAUGAUGAUGAUGAUACUAUCAUGGAAGAAAGCCUUACUGCUGAUAGUACUGAAAAUGCUCGUCCAUUAUUAUUAACUGCUGAUCGAUCAAUUCGUAGACCACCACCAAUACGUGAAGAGAAACCAAACAUAAAACAAGAAAGAGUUAGUUUUCGUGAACCAUUAGUUAUCGAACAUGAUCAUUCAAAUAAAACAUUAUUAUUAAAUAAGAGUACAUUUGAUACAGAAAAAUCAAGUUUUAUUCGUCCGACUAUUGUUGAUAAACAUAAUAUUUCAAAACUACCGACAAUUGCAUCUGAUAAUUCAAAUGAAGAAGAAAACACUGAUGUUGUACAUCGAACAGAAGAGAAACAAAUUGAUGUUGAUGUACCAAUCAAUGUAGCUGAAAUCUCAAAAAAUCCAAUUGUUGAACAAUUACCUGUUUCAACAGCUGUCGAAAACAAUACGAAAAGAAGAACUACUCGAAGAACUACAACUCGUCUCUUUCGAGAAAAUCAAACCGACAAUUUACCAACACAAAUACCUGCUGAAGUGCCAAAAGCACGAUAUGCUACACGAUAUUCUACUCGAUAUUCUACUCGAUUGGCCAGUUCAGUCAGUAACGAAGAAGUUACAAUAACAAGAGCAUCAACAAUUCAUCGCCGAACAACACGUUUUACUUCUGAAUGA